This is a messenger RNA of Tripterygium wilfordii, 1056 nucleotides long. RefSeq names its product elongation factor 1-beta 1-like. The coding region runs from base 96 to 773 and encodes 225 amino acids. Gene Ontology annotation, cellular component: cytosol; eukaryotic translation elongation factor 1 complex. Gene Ontology annotation, molecular function: guanyl-nucleotide exchange factor activity; translation elongation factor activity. Gene Ontology annotation, biological process: translational elongation. The transcript has 6 exons. NCBI's taxonomy places the organism in Eukaryota, Viridiplantae, Streptophyta, Magnoliopsida, Celastrales, Celastraceae. The record is from RefSeq and is a predicted model, not a curated record.
GCAUAUAUAGACUUCUCUGGUUCAGUUAAUCUCUUCUGAUUUCGUUGCUCGAGUACUCUACUCCUCAGUUCUGUCUUCACCUUCGUUCAUCAUCAAUGGCGGUCACCUUGUCAGACCUUCAUACUGAAUCUGGACUCAAGUCUCUCGAUGAAUUCCUUGCCGGGAAAUCUUAUAUCUCUGGAGAUCAUAUCACUAAGGAUGACAUAAAGGUGUACGCCGCCGUUUUGGAGAGGCCAGGAAGCGGCUUCCCCAAUGCAAGCAAGUGGUACGAGAGCUUGUCUUCACAUCUUGCCCCAAGCUUCCCGGGAAAAGCUGUUGGAGUGAGAAUAAGUGGAAAUAGUCUUCCAGUUGAACAUGCCCCAGCCAAAGAGGCUGCAUCUGCUAAGGAUGAGGAUGACGACGACGACUUGGACCUCUUUGGUGAUGAGACUGAGGAGGACAAGAAGGCAGCAGAGGAGAGGGAGGCAGCUAAAAAGCCAACCAAGAAGAAAGAGAGUGGCAAGUCUUCUGUUCUUCUGGAUGUGAAACCUUGGGAUGAUGAAACAGACAUGAAGAAAUUGGAAGAGGCAGUUCGCAGUAUUGAGAUGCCUGGUCUAUUGUGGGGAGCAUCAAAGCUGGUACCAGUUGGUUAUGGAAUCAAGAAGUUGCAGAUCAUGAUGACAAUUGUUGAUGAUCUUGUAUCCGUCGAUACCCUUAUCGAGGAGCGCCUCACAGUGGAGCCUUGCAACGAAUACAUUCAGAGUUGUGACAUUGUCGCCUUCAACAAAAUCUAAAAACUUGAGUUAUUUUACUUAGCUCUGUAACUUUAUCAUCUAUUUUCCCCUCAUAUUUAUUCACCUUGUUGUUCGUUUGGCUUGUUGUUCUGGUGGUUCUGUUUUACUGAUUCAUGAGAGUUGAAAGAUAUUGAACCACCUGGUCAGUUUUGCUAUGUGGACUGUGUUUCUUGUCUUAGUCCUUUUGGGGUUUUAGGUAAUAUAGUUAAAAAAUUGCAGAGACAUGUUUGGUAUGGUGGUUAAAAAGGUUUCCAAAUGGUAUUCACAUAACUUUUUUUCCCAA